CAAAGCGGUCACGCCUGAAAUACAUUUCGGUCACGCAAUGUGAAUGCAUUUCGGGCACAUACCCAGUUCCAUUCACUCAAACUCCGCAUUGAGUUGCUGAUCUGGGACGUUAUCGGGUCGUCCGUGAGGCCCAGAGCGGGGCCAGCGGGGAAAUGUGCGAUAGUGAAGACGCAGACCAGUCAGGCCCUGCCAUUGGCGUGGAGCAGCAACUUGGUGGACUGAGCCUUGCCCAUCGGCAGGCAUGCGCCUCCGUGGUGCACGGCUUCGCUACAGAGCCUGGUGACCACGCAGAAACACCUUUACAGGCCUACGAGCACAUAGAACCGUUGCUGGCGCGACUCGCCACCCGGCUGGGGACCACCAAGGCGGCGCUGCGGAUCUACGACCCCUUCUUCUGCGAGGGCCGCAUGCUGGCACACAUGGCCAGCCUGGGCUUUGAGAGCGUGCACAACAGGAACGAGGACUUUUACGCGAUGCGGGACACCAAGCGCACGCCCGAGUUCGACGUCCUCGUCACCAACCCGCCCUUCUCCGGCGACCACAUCGAGGCCACCUUUGAAUUCGCCAUCGCCAGCGGGAGGCCCUUUUUCAUCCUCGUGCCGCAGUAUGUGUCGCGAAAGGCCUUUUACCUGGAAUGGCUGAACAACGGCUGCACGCCGGGCCUACCGCCCCCCGUGUUCGUGGGACCAAAGCACGAGCCCUACAUCUUCCUGGCGCCUGACCGCGCUGACGUGCGCACCGCACGCGCGCCCGGGCAGGAGCCCGCCACCGCUGCGGCCACGCAAGGCGACAGUGUGCCAGGCGACGACGCAGCUUCUCGUGCAUGUGCGGGUGCGGGUGUGGGCUCAGCGGACGGGGGCUUGACAGAUGCGGUGGAGUGGAGCACAGAGACGGGGCUGUCGCCUGCUGGCGCACAGCCGGAAACUCCGUCCGCUGCGAGCGUGUCCAGUGCUGCAGCAGCCGAGCCUGUGCACCGUCUGUCGGAGCAAGAGGCAGCCGCAGCUGCUGCCGCCUUCCAGGUGGCGGCCGGCAGCUUCCAGUGCGUGUGGUUCGUGGGCUUGGGCGAGCGGCACCAGAAGCACGUGGUGGAGUGGUGGCGGCAGCGACAUGCGGACAGCGCGGACUGUGUCAUCGUGGGCAAUGUGAAGGACUUGCCGGUGCUCACGGCCGCCAAGAAGCUGACGCCGGCAGAGCGGCGCUGGCGCAAGAAGCAGGCGGCGCUGCAGCAGGGUGGCGGGGAGGGCCAGCCUGCUGCUGCUAGCGUGGGCGGCGGGCGGCCAGGCGCAGGUGGCGGCGGGCGGCCGGGUGCAGGCGGUGGGGGCCGGCAGGGUGCAGCACCAACGUCGGCAGGCAGCCGACCAGCGGCCAGCAAGGCCACGCCAGCUGGGAGUGGCGCCAAGAAGUCUGGUUCUGGGCCUGGCAGGCGGCAGGUGAACCUGUUCACCGUCCUCGACAACGACUUGCACCGGGCCGACGCAGUGCACAGCGCCGGCCACCACGAGCAGCAUACCCGGGCUCCUAGCUCGGGCUUCCUGGCGCCAAUGGACACGGGCCCUCGGCCCAAACCGCAACCAGAGGCACUCACUACAACCGCCAGCGUGGCGGCGGUGUGCCUGGCGCGUUCAGUGCCUGCGAGCGCCGCCGACCAUGGCCCUGUGGGCGGCGACAACGUUGGCGGCGCCGAGAGGCUGAUGCCGGACUUGGGUGGUUUCGUCGUGACUGUAUGGUACUUCGGCUUGGACAUACCGCUCACGUUUUCUGUAGUCCUGGCGUGGUGGGUUAUGAUCUGUCUGGCUGUUUGUGUCACAAUGCGUUCGGACUUCGUUUUCAUCUCUUGCAACCCGCACCCCUUCCCUGUCACGUCUUUCGUUCUAGCCGUUGUGGUACCGGUGGCUGAGCUGGGUGGUCUUGUGCUGCGUUGGUGGCGUGCCUGCCUGGUGGCGCAGCAGGCUACACGCGCUAUUGUAACUCAAGAGGCACCACCAGCUGCGCCUGCAAAGAAGCCUGUGUGCAAACGCGGCAGCAGGAGGAACAAGCGCGAGCAGGCUUCUUCGCGGGCGCCGGCGCGGCGGGUAGCUCUUAUGCUUCAAUUGCGUGCGUGGCCUGCUGCUGAGUGGCCGCAAGAGCGCGAGCAACGCGCCGCACCUGGUGCUGCUCCUGCGCGGCCUCUGCCUGUCACUUCACCCCACCCGCCAUCCUGUCUGUCACCUCCUGCACCAACUGCAUCUCUGGCGGGCGGUGCCGCUUGUCCUCCACAGCGAAUCGAUACAGGGAGUUCCACGGAUGGGGAUGGCCCCCUCGUUAGUCGAGCCCGGCAGCUGAAGUGCCGGGCCAAGAAGGCCUAGUCAACUCCUACGCCCAAAACCAGUGGUUAUUUCUACCUCUCCAUCCCCCUGCUGUCACAGCCCCGCAGUUCCUUCUCUGUAAUGAUGAUCUGCACAACAACUCGUACACACACGCGCAACCAAACCCUAGAAAACACACGUCCGUGCCCUUCACAACCUACCAACCAAGUAAAGACCCUUUUAAUCCAUAUGCCCCCGCCUAGCCGAAGAGAAGACAUUGACGAAAAACAAAUUCACCUUCCUUCACCAUAACCUCCCCUGGCCUUCACCUCCCCUGGUGCAUCCUCCCUCUCCCUGAAGAUUAUCACCAAGAACAAGAGUAUAUCCCUCUCCUCCUCCCUCUAUGGGUGCUGGGUU
Molecule: messenger RNA, 2702 nt
Organism: Volvox carteri f. nagariensis
Lineage: Eukaryota; Viridiplantae; Chlorophyta; Chlorophyceae; Chlamydomonadales; Volvocaceae
Exons: 12
Coding region: 153-2345 (730 amino acids)
Biological process (GO): methylation
Molecular function (GO): nucleic acid binding; methyltransferase activity
Source: RefSeq, a predicted model, not a curated record